AUAUUAGUUUGGCCACUCUUCUUCUUCUUCUUCCUCUUCGCUCUCUCUCGCUAGCCAUCUUUUUGUGUAUAGUCAACCAUUUUCUCCUCUCUCCAAUUCAUCCUCCAGUAAGAAACGAUCUGGAAAAAUAAAAUAGAGAUGAUCAGUGAUCGGUCGGAGUUCAGAGUUCAUAUUCGGAGAUUAUUUGUCAUUAUGAUCAGAAUGUCCUACAGAUGGAUUUGCAAUCAUCCCUUUCUUCUGGGCUUCGUUGGGUUUUUGUAUUUUCUACACAGAUACUGUCCUCUUCUGUUUUCUCCCUUGGUGACUGCAUCUCCUGUUUUGGUGUGUACUUUCGUUUUGCUUGGCACGAUUUUGAGUUUUGGAGAGCCAAACAUUCCUGAAAUCGAGAAAGAACCGGAAACUACUGUCCACGAGGCUGCUCUUUUUAGAACAGAGGUAUCGAGAGAUGCUAAUGCCACUGUUUUUGAGAGAGGUGAUAAGAGUUUUACGGUUGAGAGUUUUGUGGGCAAGGAGAAAGACGUAGUUGAGGAUGGAAAUGAUGAUGCUGAUAGAGUUGGGGAAAACCAACUCAGUGAGGUUGAGGACGAUGGUCGACCGUUUGAUUAUAGGCCUUUACUUGAUGAGACUCUUGAUGAGGUUAAACGGGACACUCAGGUCAGGUUUGAGGAAAAAGCAUUUAUUUUGGACUUGGAGAAGAGGAGAGAAAGAGUUGAGGAGAAAUUGAUUGAAAAUGAUGGGAUGCAUGGUUCGGGUGCAGAACAAUCAAGGGAAAAUGGUGGAUCUUUAGAUGAAAUGAUAGAUGAUUCAAAGGAAGAUCAGUUGGAUAUAUCUCCAGUUUCACCUUGGAGACCAAUGAGGCAUGAGGAGGAUGAUGAUGAUGAUGCAGACCGUGAUGACUCGCUGGAUUCUGAAUCUGAUGGUGCAGAAAGCUCUUCACCUGAUGCUUCUAUGACAGACAUCAUCCCAAUGCUUGACGAGCUUCACCCGCUUUUACACUCAGAUGCCCCAACUCGUGGUAUCCCAGAUGGUGAAGGAUCAGAUGCAGCUUCAGAGGGGCCACAUAGGAGUAGUAGUGAUGAAGGGAUGGAGACUGAUGUUGACAGUGAAAGUCAAGGAGAAGAAGGCGACAAUGAGAAUGAUGAGGAGGAAGAGGAUGAAGAAGAAGAAGAGGAAGAAGAAGAAGAAGAAGAAGAAGAAGAAGAGCAAGAGGAAAAGAAAAUAGAAAAGGACGAUGAAAGUAAAUCAGCAAUCAAAUGGACAGAAGCUGACCAAAGAAAUGUUAUGGAUCUAGGAAGUCUCGAACUUGAAAGAAACCAACGCUUGGAGAAUCUUAUUGCCAGGAGAAGGGCUCGCCACAAUAUGAGACUGAUGGCAGAGAGAAAUCUUAUUGAUUUUGACAGUGCUGAUAUUCCCUUUAAUAUGCCACCAAUCUCAACUGCAAGGCAGAAUCCAUUUGAUGUUCCAUAUGAUUCGUACGAUGAUUUGGGAUUACCACCUAUCCCUGGAUCUGCCCCGUCCAUUAUGUUUGCGAGGAGAAACCCAUUUGAUCUUCCAUAUGAGCCAAAUGAAGAAAAGCCAGACCUCAAGGGUGACGGUUUCCAGGAAGAGUUCUCUUCUCAACAACCUAAGGAUCCAGUGUUCAGAAGACAUGAAAGUUUCAGUGUGGGCCCAUCAAUGCUUGGAGGUCCCAGGCAUGAUAGGCUACGACCCUUCUUUGUGCUAGAAAGAUUAGCAAAUGAGGGAUCGAGCUAUUAUCCAUUUGAAAGGCAGCUCAGUGAAGUUAGUGAAUCAAAAGUAAGUUCUGUUCCUGAUACUGAAUCUGUGUGCACAGUCCUGGAAGAUGAUGAAAAAAAGGUGGAUGGACAUGAUGCUGAUCGAGAAACUGAAAUUGGUAAAGAUGAUAUGGCUUCUGACCAUGAUGAAGAAAAAAGCCAUUCAGCUUCUGACCAUGAUGAAGAAAAAAGCCAUUCAGCUUCUGACCAUGAUGAAGAAAAAAGCCAUUCAGCCUCUGACCAUGAUGAAGAAAAAGGCCACUCGUCUGAAGAUUCCGACUUCGAUGAACGUGCUGAUAGCAGAAAUCUUCAUCAUGAUGUGGCUGAGAUAAUACUGGGACGUGCGGAAACACAUGAAGAGCAAUCAAACAUGAUGGAAGGAGAAACUUCUGAUAAGAGAAAACUUGAUGAAGAGGAUUACACUGAUAGUGAUUCAUCUUUAUCAGAGAAAGAGGAAAAGAUACCGGGUAUUAGUGACGAUGAAGCAAUGUCGAUUUCAGAGCGGAAGGUUGAUAUUCAUGAAGAAUCAGGUGCUUCUUCCAAUCCUUCUUUUGGAGAAUUAGAAAUCCAUGGGGCAAGGGGGAUAGAAGAUGAUUAUCUCUAUGAUGGAGCUCAUGCUGAAGAAUCUUUCAUUACUGCACAUCCCUCGCUUGAUGAGUCAGCAAUUCAUGCUAUUUGUGGUUUGGUGGACAGCCACCACGAAGAACCUGUUUAUGAUUCGAGUCCUCCCUCGGGCAGUAGAUUCCCAUCAUUUUCUUCUGUAUCGUCGGAUUACAAACCAGAUCUACCCGGAAAGAAUGGGGAAGAAGUAGAAGAAAAUGAAGAGAAAGAACGUGAAGUUUAUUCUGAUAGCAUAGGUCCUGUGGAAAUUCAUUCCACUUCUGAUGAGACUGAAACAAGUGCAAGGGAGGUAGGAGAGUCUAGCACCCAUGUUACAAGACAGGCAAGCCCUCUCAUUGCGGAGGUUGGCAUUGAUGGUCAAAAUAACUCAACUGUUUCAGGGUCUGAAUUUGAGGAUGCCUUACUUGAUCCUUCUUCUCUGACUGUUAAUAAGAACGAGAAUGUUGAUCACCAGGAACAUGAUCCUUUAUCUGUUUCUAGUCAAGUGGAGCUGGAAGAGCUGCAUGAAGAUGUGAGAGAGGCUGUAGAUACCAGAACGCAAGAUGUUAGUGCAUCUUUGGUUGACUUGGUUUCUCCUACAGAAGAGGAAGUUGUAUCUACAGGGAUGGUUGAACAACAUCUCCCAGUUGAGAAUACAUGUUCACCUUUAGCAUCUGGUGAUACAAGGGAGCAUGUGACAACACUGGAAGAAUCACCUGGUGUGGUACAUGACAUAGCUGAAACUUCAGUAAACAAGUCAGUAGCUGAAGAGAUGAUGCACGAGGAAGACCAAGCCGGGAAACAAAAAGAUGAAGCCAGUCCUCAAACAUUCAAUGCAGACAUCCCAAUAGACAGCUAUGCCACUUUAUCUUCUGGAGCAGUUGAGUAUGUUGAGACACAUUCAUUUAAUGACGAAGAUGUUCUGCAGUUGGAACAGGAGCCAGUUCAGUCAUCAGUUCCUGAUGCAGAGGAAGAAACUCACCUCGACCAAACAAUGGAUAUUGAAGUAGACUCUGUAAAUGCCACUGCCCAAAAUGUGGGAUCUGAAGAAACAACUCCAUCUGUGUCAGAUAGAGAACUGACCUGGUCAGAUAAAUCUGUGGUAGAACAAUCAUCUCUUGAACCUGGUGAAGAUCAAGUACCAACUCGUGCAGGUCCUGUUAGUGUCGUCUUUUCCCGCAACAUCACUUUCCAUGAGUAUCACGAUGCUCCUGAAGAUACAGCCGAGUUAUCUUGUUUGACGUCUGAUACAUCCUCAUCUCCAGCAGAAUCUCCUGAGUACACGACACCCAUGGUUGGUGAAGGGUCAAGGACAGAAUUCUUCCAAGAUGAUGUGUAUGAGGAGCUUGACCAUGUGGCGGAACAAUUAGAUCAGCUUAUAGACUUGCAUGCAAUACCUCAAAGUCCUCCUGAAGUUUUCACCGAAGAGGCAGACGAGAUAAAAGAGAUUGAUGAAGGAUUGUUAUCUGAACUUGACACGAUUGGAGACUUCAGUAUUAAGGAAGUUGUGACAGAUUCUGAACCUGGGCCAUCUUCAGUAGGACCAGACACCGCCAACGAACUGACCGAAGCUCUGCCUGUUCUCGAAGCGAGGUCGGUUGAAGACAUAGAUUCUGCUUUCCAGCAGAUCCAUGAAGGAUCUGAGGUUGAGGAUGUUAUUCAUCCAAGCGCCCUUCAAGAUCAGUUGGCUCAAGAAAAUUAUGGAAAUUCAACAGAGACAAAGUCAGAUUUAGUAGUUGUGGAAGCUACGACGAAGGAAAAUCUGGGUAAUGCUUUGAAUGUUGUAGAAAGCAUGGGCGUGCAAACAAAGUCACCUGAAGCAGAUGGUGGGUCUGGAGAAAUCAUGUGUGCGGUUGAAACCGAACCAUCAGAGUCCUUGGUUGAAGAAAAAUAUCUUGAUGAAACAACCGUUCCUCUGAACAACACACCCAAGAAAGAAGAAGAAGAAGAAGAAGAGGAAAGUAGCACAAGAGAGAUAACAACAUCUGAUGUCUUACCUCUUGAAACUCAAUCCCUAGAGGAAAUUCCCAAGCCUUCUGAACCAAAAGAGGGGAUGGCAAUGGAUGUAAUCUCUGAAAGAGGGGUGAUUCCCACAGAAGCCGCUGGUCCGAGUAAUGUAACAGUAAGUGAUGAAGUUAUGACCGAGGAAGCCAAAGGUGAGACUGAGAGAAAAGCAGAUGAGAAUUUACCGGGUCCUGAGACCAAAGAAACUCCAGCGAAAUUGGAGGAAAACAUUACAGAGCAAAAAGGAAAGGAGGAGUAGAAGACGAAGAAGAAGAGCAAGUCCAAUUCUUCACGCUCAAGCUCAAGUUCUAGUUCUUCGAGUGACUCAGAUUGAGAAAUGGAAGGGUAAUGCAUCUCAACUCAAGUAAAUAUAUCUUUGUUACGUGGUAAUGAUAGGCAUUUCUGGGUUUUUUUUUUUUUUCCAUUAGACUGUGUGCUCUGUUUUAAAAAGGGGCAAGAAGAAAGCCGCUAAGCAUAUUUUUGUACCAAGUUUUCUCCUUUGUUUUGGUUUUUGUUUGUCUGUGUUCCUUUUUCUCCUCUUUCAGCUUUCAUAUUUAUUGAUUCGAUUGAUUUGUAUCUCUUGAAAUGUAUUUUGAAGUUUUUCAGGGUUUUUUGGUUUGUGACUUCAAAUUAUUUCUCCGGUUUUUGCUAUGAGCAUUGUAAAAUAAUGGACUCUAUCUACGGUAAUGCCGUUAAGGUGCGAUAUUUUUUUGGUGGUUCAGUUGUAAAUCUCUUAUUUACUAGGAAGCA
Capsella rubella is the source of this 5126-nucleotide messenger RNA. RefSeq lists its product as uncharacterized. The record is from RefSeq and is a predicted model, not a curated record. Lineage: Eukaryota; Viridiplantae; Streptophyta; Magnoliopsida; Brassicales; Brassicaceae. The transcript is spliced from 3 exons. The coding region runs from base 139 to 4635 and encodes 1498 amino acids.